Messenger RNA from Oikopleura dioica, 693 nucleotides. The record is from the annotation of a GenBank genome assembly. Lineage: Eukaryota; Metazoa; Chordata; Appendicularia; Copelata; Oikopleuridae.
AUGGGAAAGUUCUCAAAAUCGGGCAUGGUCGACGAGUAUUAUGACGAGUACGACGAUUAUGACGAUGACUACUAUGAUGAAGAUUACGACGGAUACGAUGGGUAUGUCGCCCCAAAGGCGCCACCAAAACCAAAACAAGCAGCGAAAAAGACCCCGAAUCAGCAGCCGAAAAAGAAACGAAUUACAAAAGUUCUUUCACAUAUUUCACAGGGAAUAAAUCAAAAUCAUUAUAUCUUUUCUAUUUUCAUGAUUGAUAUUCACGCACCGGGCCAUCGCGACUUCGUGCCAGCCAUGAUUUCCAAAGGAGCUGCGGCAGCUGAUGUGGCGAUGGUGGUGAUAGACGCGACUGGAGAUAAGUUUGAAGCAGGCUUUGCUAGAGGAGGCCAGACAAAAGAGCAUAUCACAAUUGCGAGAGCUUUGGGCUGCGACAAACUGAUUGUGGCCAUCAACAAACUCGACCAAAUUGGCUACGAUAAGUCAAGAUUCGACGAAAUUAAGAGCCAACUAACUGACUUCCUGAAAUCAGCAUCGUAUGAUGUCAAGAAAAAAGUCACAUUUAUUCCAAUUUCUGCCUUAUCAGGUGUCGGGGUUCAGCAUAGCCAUGGCACAGAAUGCCCUUGGUUCACGGGACCAACACUUCUAGGAUCGGAUUACGGAAAAUGGAGAAAGAAUCCAAGUAGAUAUAAUCUUUAG